UUAUUUCUAAUUUCAUAUACAAUUACUUUGUAGGUGUCGUAAACUAAACCGCAGUUAAAAGAAAUAGAAAUAUAAUACAAUAUGGGUAAAGUCAUGUCAAUGGUCGCCAAUAAAAUGAACCGAUUCAAUGUGGAAAAUAGGGCACAUCGCAUAUUAGAGCGUGACAAACCUGUGCCGGCACCGAAAUAUGAAUCCAAUAUUCAGGAUAUGCAACGAGCUCUUGAAUUGGAUCCGCAGCUGGUUGAUAAACUAAACAAAAAAGAUUUAGCGUUGGAUGAUCGAUUAAAAAAUGUUUAUGUAACUUCCGAGGAUAAAUUUAUUGACUAUGCUGCACAACGCACAGACCCUAAUAAACCGCUUCCAUUAAGUAGAAAAACUCCACAAGAUUUCGAGUAUGGAUACAGAGAACCAACACGGGUUGUGGCAGGUCGUUGUACACUGCGGCAAGCGAUGCAAUUCAUAACAGACCAUCAAAGUGACCCAGAAUUGUGGACGAAACAAAGAAUUGCGUCAGACUAUAAGUUGAAGGAAGAAGUUGUUGGUAACAUUCUUCAUUAUUUUAAAAGCUUUAACGUGUACAUCCCAGAUAAAGGUCAAAAGGAACGUAUUCUGUCCCAAUCCAGUAAGAAAUUAAUUGAAAGCAAGUCAGAAGAUUAAUACUCUCGCCGUUACAUUAGAAAAACGGUAGCUAUCCGAUCAUGUCUUGUUACUUCUAUCAACAAGUUAUACCACCCUUUGUCGUUGGAGAAAUGCGUUAAAGCUCAAUGUAGUCGAUAGUUGAUAAGUAGAAAUAAUUGUUAUCAAAUAUAAAUUAAAUGCUAAAAAUAUCCGCGUCGAAAUCAAA
Messenger RNA from Bactrocera dorsalis (oriental fruit fly), 844 nucleotides. RefSeq names its product protein NDUFAF4 homolog. The transcript is spliced from 4 exons. NCBI's taxonomy places the organism in Eukaryota, Metazoa, Arthropoda, Insecta, Diptera, Tephritidae. Gene Ontology annotation, cellular component: mitochondrion. The record is from RefSeq and is a predicted model, not a curated record. The coding region runs from base 82 to 657 and encodes 191 amino acids. Gene Ontology annotation, biological process: mitochondrial respiratory chain complex I assembly.